AUGUCUGGCCAAUCUGUCUUGAUCACCGGAGCUACCGGCUUUCUGGGCUUCCGCGCCCUCAUCUUUGCUCUCGAAGCCGGAUACCGCGUCCGCGUAGCUGUGCGCAAGCAGGAGGGCUUCGAAAAGAUCAAGUCCAUAGCCCCGGUCACCCAGUACACCACGCAGCUGGAGUCGGUCAUCGUUCCCGAUAUCACAGCUCCUGGCGCCUAUGAUGAGGCCGUCCAGGGCGUAGACCACGUCGUCCACAUCGCCUCCCCCGUUCCAAGCCCGGCAAUCACCUCGGACUUCGACAAGCUCAUUGUUCAACCGGCAGUGCAGGGGACCCUUACCAUGCUUGAGGCAGCCUACAAGGCGCCUGGUGUCAAGAAGGUGGUCAUCACCUCAUCCGUAGGAGCAAUCAUUCCACUAGGUACCGUGGCAGCCCCGCCCAGCGGUACUGUCUACAACGAGAAGAGCAGACUCGAGAAUCCCACCGAUCCUCUCGACAACCCCUUCACGGCGUACUUCGCGAGCAAGGUGAUGGCGCUGAACGCUGCGGAAGCCUGGAUCAAGGAGAAGAACCCGUCGUUCGACGUGGUCCACGUUGCGCCGGGAUAUCUAGUGGGUCGUGACCCUCUCCUGCGAGAACCCAAUGACUUUGUCACGGGCUCCAACGGCUUCCUCAUGAGGCAGCUAUUGCUCGGCCCCGACCCAUACCCGGUUGCUUCUCUGAUCGUUCACGUCGACGAUGCUGCCCGCGUUCAUGUCAAGGCUCUUGACCCUUCAAUCAAGGGAAACCGUCUCUUCCCGGUCUUCACCCAGUGCCCCGAGGGACCUGACUGGGACGAUGUCCUCGAGAUCGCCAAGAGGCGAUAUCCCAAGCAGGUCGCGGACGGGACAUUCAAGGUUGAUGCUGGCACAAAGACUCAACAUAUCAAGGCCGAUGCCAGCUACACCGAGCAGACAUUUGGCUUCAAGGCCAAGUCCUUCGAGGAGGCGGCUGUGAGCCUGAUGGAUCAGUACGUGGAGUUGAUUGGGAAGCAAUAG
Messenger RNA from Thyridium curvatum, 1026 nucleotides. RefSeq lists its product as uncharacterized. Gene Ontology annotation, molecular function: oxidoreductase activity, acting on the CH-OH group of donors, NAD or NADP as acceptor. The record is from RefSeq and is a predicted model, not a curated record. NCBI's taxonomy places the organism in Eukaryota, Fungi, Ascomycota, Sordariomycetes, Thyridiales, Thyridiaceae. The coding region runs from base 1 to 1026 and encodes 341 amino acids. The transcript is spliced from 3 exons.